Molecule: messenger RNA, 716 nt
Organism: Ornithorhynchus anatinus (platypus)
Lineage: Eukaryota; Metazoa; Chordata; Mammalia; Monotremata; Ornithorhynchidae
Gene: MPV17
Product: mitochondrial inner membrane protein MPV17
Exons: 8
Coding region: 168-620 (150 amino acids)
Cellular component (GO): cytoplasm; membrane
Source: RefSeq, a predicted model, not a curated record
GCCCGACGCGCGCCCAGGGGACAUGGCACUUUGGAGGACAUACCGGCGAGCCCUGGCCUCUCACCCCUGGAAGGUGCAGGUCCUGACCGCUGGUGAGUGAACCUCAGACGCUGAGCUUCCUCGCCCCCCUCCCGGCCUCAGGUCGGGGGGUUAAUCACGGGUCCCUGAUGGGCGUGGGCGAUGUCAUCUCACAGCAGCUGGUGGAGAGGCGGGGUGUGCAGGACCACCAACUCUAUCGGACGACCACCAUGGCUUUGCUAGGCUGUGGCUUUGUGGGCCCCGUGGUGGGGGGCUGGUACCGGGUCUUGGACCGCCUCGUCCCGGGGAAUACCAAGGUGACCGCGUUGAAGAAGAUGGUGGUGGAUCAGGGGGGCUUUGCCCCAUGUUUCCUGGGCUGCUUCUUGCCUCUGGCAGGUGCACUCAGUGGCCUCUCAGUCCAGGACAACUGGGCCAAGCUGCAGCGGGAUUACACCGAUGCCCUCGUCACCAACUACUAUAUCUGGCCUGCUGUGCAGUUAGCCAACUUCUAUUUCGUCCCCCUCCACUACAGAUUGGCCGUUGUCCAGUGUGUGGCCGUCAUCUGGAACUCCUACCUGUCCUGGAAGGCGCACCGGCCCUGAGCGGGCCGGCCGCCUCGCCUUCUCAGAGCUGCAGGCUCCGGUCCCGUCCCCACCAGGCCCGCGGGACCUGGAAUAAAAGACCUUUCGGGCCAUCCA